This is a messenger RNA of Momordica charantia (bitter melon), 1659 nucleotides long. RefSeq names its product Pyridoxal-5'-phosphate-dependent enzyme family protein. The record is from RefSeq and is a predicted model, not a curated record. Lineage: Eukaryota; Viridiplantae; Streptophyta; Magnoliopsida; Cucurbitales; Cucurbitaceae.
CAUCAAAUAUGAUUUGGGAAGUAAGGUCGGCAAAAGAAAACGGGAACAACCAAUAGACGCCACUCCGGACUCCGCCGUCGUUCCUCCUUCUGCUCCAUUUCGAUUUCCAUGGCGCCUGUGACUGUUCGAGCCACAGGCGCCAUUCUCGCGGCCAUCUCUGUUUCCAUGGUCCUCUUCUCUUACUUCCUCGGUAAGCACCACUCGAAGAAUUCUUCCAGCAAGAGGAAGACAAAGCCCUCCUCUGCAAUUGCAUCGAAGACAACUCCAAGAAAUGGGCUGGUCGACGCCAUUGGCAAUACCCCUUUGAUACGGAUUAACAGCCUCUCUGAAGCCACCGGUUGUGAGAUUCUUGGGAAGUGCGAGUUCUUGAAUCCGGGUGGAAGUGUGAAAGACAGAGUUGCAGUUAAGAUCAUUGAAGAGGCCUUAGAAUCUGGUAAGCUAGUUGAGGGUGGUGUAGUUACAGAGGGAAGUGCUGGAAGCACUGCCAUAAGUCUUGCUACAGUUGCUCCUGCUUAUGGUUGCAAGUGCCAUGUGGUUAUUCCAGAUGAUGCUGCUAUUGAGAAGUCUCAAAUACUUGAAGCACUGGGAGCAUAUGUUGAAAGGGUAAGACCGGUGUCGAUUACGCACAGAGAUCACUUUGUUAACAUUGCUAGGAGGAGAGCUGCAGAAGCCAAUGAGCUAGCUUUGAAGCAUAAAAAAGAAGAGCAAUCAUGUGUGAAAGGCCGGGAACAAAUCAAUGGUCACAUGUAUGAGGGAGAAACCCAAGAUUCAUCUUGCUCAAGUAAUUGCAAAGGUGGUUUCUUUGCUGAUCAAUUUGAAAACCUGGCAAAUUAUCGAGCCCACUAUGAGGGUACGGGACCGGAGAUUUGGGAACAAACUGGUGGGCAUGUAGAUGCAUUUGUUGCAGCUGCAGGAACUGGUGGCACAGUGGCUGGUGUUUCCAGGUUUCUCCAGGAGAAGAAUCCAAAUGUCAGGUGUUUCCUCAUAGAUCCUCCUGGUUCUGGCCUGUUUAACAAGGUGACAAGAGGAGUUAUGUACACUAAAGAAGAGGCUGAAGGACGAAGGUUAAAGAACCCUUUUGACACAAUAACUGAAGGAAUUGGAAUCAACAGAUUAACGCAGAACUUUUUGAUGGCAAAACUCGACAGUGCAUUUCGUGGAACAGACCGGGAAGCCGUUGAAAUGUCAAGAUAUCUGUUGAAGAAUGAUGGGCUCUUUCUUGGGAGCUCUUCGGCCAUGAAUUGUGUAGGAGCUGUGAAAGUGGCACAGUCAAUAGGCCCUGGUAAAACCAUUGUCACGAUUCUGUGCGACAGUGGAAUGAGGCAUCUCAGCAAGUUUUUCAGUGCAGAGUAUCUGAGUCAAUACGAUUUGACGCCCAAGGCUACUGGAUUAGAAUUUAUAGAAUCCAGGUGACAUGAUAGAAUUUAUAGAAUCCAGGUGACAUGAUAGGCCCGUGACUUGCGAGCGAGCCUCAAAAUGUCGGGUUAAAGAACAUGGAGGUUCGUUCGAGUCAUAACACACUACAUUCAAAUUCGAGGAGGGUGUUGAUGAGAGUAAUUCAUCUAGUGAUUCAGUUUUGUUAGAUUGAGGCAUUGUUGUUGGGGAGAUUAAAACAUUCAAUGAUUAGUCAACAAAAUAGUUCCAGUACAAAAUUUAUUA